AUGGCCUUUACUGCGAGAUGGGGAAUUCUUGCAACCGGCUGGAUCGCUGAGAAAUUCACCAUCGAUCUCUUGAUAGAUCCGGCCACUCGGGGGACCGCCGAUGUUGCGCAUGUGGUUGCAGCAGUAGCCUCCUCGUCAGGUGAGGCUCAAGCCCGAUCUUUUGCAACCAAGGUGAAGGCACCGCACGACACUGUCUGCUACGGAGGCUACGAAGAUCUGGUGAAGGACAAGAACGUCGACAUCGUUUACAUCGCUAGCCCUCACUCGCACCAUUUCGCGCAUGCCCUGCUCGCACUCAACGCCGGAAAGCAUGUCGUAUGCGAGAAGCCAAUUACUGUCAACGCUCGACAAGCUGAGAUCCUUUACAAGACGGCGAAGAAGAACAAUCUGUUCUUUCUAGACGCUGUCUGGACCAGAUAUUUUCCGCUUAGUGUUCAGAUCCGACAGAUCAUCACAUCUGGCGAGGUAGGCGAGAUCCUUAGGGUCACUGCAGACACCAGCAUGGGAGAGGAGAUGGACGACCUCUGGAAGCGGCAAAAACGGCGUAAAGUCAAUCUCGAUCUCGCAGGCGGUGCGUUGCUAGAAAUCGGCAUCUACUCUAUCACAUGGAUCUUUCAGACCCUAUACCACACACUUCCGGCCUCGAAGCGCCAACCACCCAACAAGAUCAUGUCACACAUGGUUAAGUACCCGGAGACGGGCGUCGACGAAGACACGACAUUCAUCGUCUCGUUCCCAACAUCCAGCCCCAGCGGCUCAUCAGGCCGAGGCUCUCACGGCGUUGGUAUGACUGCCUUCCCUUUGGCGACCGACCCGGACCAACGUGGCACUGCUGGUCCGAGCGUACGUAUACAGGGCACCAAGGGCGAAAUUCAGGUACUUGGCAUGCCGUUCCAACCUGAUAGAUACAAAGUCGUUCCUCUGCGAGAUGGCGAUGCUACAAUGUCUGUACGCGAGGUACUCUGUCCGUUCCCAGCUGGCGGCCAUGGCAUGUACUAUGAGGCGGAUGAAGCAGCGCGUUGCGUACGCGAAGGUAAGUUGGAAAGUGAGACGAUGCCGUGGGAUGAGAGUCUGCUUAUCAUGAAGGUCAUGGAUGACAUACGGGAACAAGGUGGAUUGAAGUAUCCUGAUGCCAUUGAGUCCACUGACCUUCACUAG
Recurvomyces mirabilis is the source of this 1158-nucleotide messenger RNA. RefSeq lists its product as uncharacterized. Bases 1 to 1158 code for a protein of 385 amino acids. The record is from RefSeq and is a predicted model, not a curated record. NCBI's taxonomy places the organism in Eukaryota, Fungi, Ascomycota, Dothideomycetes, Mycosphaerellales, Teratosphaeriaceae. The transcript is spliced from 4 exons. Gene Ontology annotation, molecular function: nucleotide binding.